Misgurnus anguillicaudatus (oriental weatherfish) is the source of this 1662-nucleotide messenger RNA. NCBI's taxonomy places the organism in Eukaryota, Metazoa, Chordata, Actinopteri, Cypriniformes, Cobitidae. The record is from RefSeq and is a predicted model, not a curated record.
CUCUCUCUCUCUCUCUCUCUCUCUCUCUCUCUCUCUCUCUCUCUCUCUCUCUCUCUCUCUGGACUUGAUCUUCUAGAAGAGAGGUAUGAGUGUUAGCGGGUGAACAGCUGAAGCACAGAAUCUUUGGAGUCACAACAGACCAUUCAGCACUAAGACCCAAUUAUGGCACACUGACAUUGAUACCUGUAUUUACUCAUAGCAUCUAUGGCUUCUAAAGACAACCAAAUUGUCUGCUGCUUCCUGCUGUGGUCUGUAACAUGGACUUUGGUUUGGACAUUUACACCAGAAGAAGAAGGGUCUUCUGUGAGUCUGCUACGUAACACAACCGCGACACCUUCCACUGAGACCAGGAUGAACAGCACAGAGUUCCCCUCUAGUAACUACACAGGUCUAAGCUGUACUUUACUGCUGCCCCCUCGGCGAGGUUCUUUCUAUGUAGAGACGGGCACUGAAAUGUCUCUGGGUACAGUGUUGGUAUUUUGGUGUCUUGAGGGAUACCAGCUGGUGGGCAGUGAGAAAAUAUCCUGUGUGCUGCGGAGCAACAUCCCUCAAUGGAGCAACUACCCACCCGAUUCGAUUCCCAAACCAGAGGAUCGCGGUCUGAAAGUGGCUGUGCUUGCAUCGGUGGUGAGCAGCAUCGUCAUCUUUGCCAUGUCCGUGUCCUUCAUCAUUUGCUGCCUGCAAGAGCGUCUGAGCAAAGACAGGACUGAACGGACAGACAGCCGGAGUAGGAUGAGAGACAUACGCAAGUUUUCAAGGAGGAGUGAGUGCUGGUUGGAACGAGAGGAAGGCGACUGGGAAGCUUUUCCUCCACCCAAAAUUUACAAUCUAUCCCAGCACUUUGACCCCCAUCUGUCCCUUGACAGCUCAGUUUAUAUAGGAGGUCUGACUGGUUAUGAUAACCGUGGAUAUCAGAGAAGUCAAGAAAACCUUUUAAAGGCUCCGCUUCCUGGUCUUUAUCGGUCUGAGAGUCAGGUGUAUCCACAUGUUGUCCUGCAGAGGGUGCCUACACCUACAGCUCCCACCGGGCCACCUGCACCCAGUGCACCUGUGUACCUCCAUCUCUCCACCCCUUCACCCUCAGAAAGCCCUAACGAACGGCCUGUUCUGCCCCUGUACCCCAAACCCAGUGGCACUCCGCAGCGUCUGUGGCCAUAGCAACACACUCAUGUGUCUACAGACUUUUACAACAAUCGCCAUGGUGACGGCUUAUGGCCUCUACAUGGAAAUGACUCCUGCAGGGGGAUUGAGGCUCAGAAAAGCCAGAGAAAUGAUGGACUAAACUUUAUGUCUUAUUUGAGAGCCGUCUAGAUCAAUGCACAUCACUAGAUCUAGAUGUCGGUCAAUUCAGGCAGUAUUUCUUUCCUCUCUGAUACAUAGUAAUUUAGUAUCCUUAACAUUUAAUUUUUUCAUGGAUAAUAUAAGUAAAUUACACAAAUGUCCUGAAUAUGGACUGACAUGUGGAUCUCAUACACCUAUGAAACUUGAUUAUGCUGCAAGACAAAACUAUUAAAAAGAAUUAAUUAAAUCUGUUUCUUUUUUGUGUCUCUUCACAUAAAUAAUUAUUUAGAGCAAUUUUGUAUAACAAUGUCUCUUUAUUAAUGUUAAUUGAUGAUUUAAUUGAUGAAUCCAAUGAAUUGCUAAAUAAAAUCUGCACUUUAA